CCCCCGAUCGGUGAGCAAUCCGGAGAAAAACAAUCGAUCGUGUUGGAAAAGAAGAAAGAGAGCGAGAACAGAAAGAGCCGGCUGUCGGCUUCAGUCUUCCCGCCCUCGUCCUCUCGAACACCCCUUGAUUUUUUGUGUCGCGUGUGCUACAGUUGAACAAACUACAAUACUACAAUCCUACAAACUACAGUGGCACAUACGCCAUACAGGCCAGGUGUCUUGGUCGAUUCUUCUUGUUUUUAGUUACCCCCUCGGUUUUUGUUUUGCUGCAUUUACUCGCAUUCCCCUUCGCGUCGGGUAGUCCCUUAAAAAUAAAAACAAAAAUCAAAAACAGCUGGUAACCCAAAAUUUGCCAAAUGCCCCUCAUUCGAAUCAUCGGAAUCGUGUAGUUGCCUGGAAUCCAGCAUAAAACCAAGUUUACCUUCUGAAACUUACCGCCAAAGUUGCAAAAUGUCCGCAAUUAACAGUCGAAAUCAGAAAAUGGAACAACAGCGCCAGCUGAUGGAGGCCUAUAUCCGGCAGAAGAGGGCCUCUCCAGGAAUGGUGCAGGCCAGUGAUCUGCAGAUCAACCGGCCGAUGUCCGGAAUGCGGAGCAACAGUCGGGAACUGCACGCCUACGAUGGCCCCAUGCAGUUCAUCAGCUCACCCCAGAAUCCUGACCAGAUACUCACCAACGGCAGUCCCGGUGGCAUCGCUCCAGUGGCCAUCAACACCAGUCGCAACCACUCGAACAACAUGCGCAGCCUGAGCACCAUCAACCAGGAGGCUGACCUUAUAGAGGAGAUCUCAUCGCACGAGCUGGAGGACGAGGAGAGCAGUCCGGUGACGGUAAUUGAGCAGCAGCAGCCAGCCUCCCACAGCGCCAACUCGACGCAAUCGCAGAAGCCGCAUGCCCGCCAGCAUUCCUUCAGCGACAACCUGGACGAGGACGACUACACCAAUCGCAAUGUGGCUGGGGCAGCUCCAGUGCGUCCCGCCGGCAUGGCCUCGUCGCCCUACAAGGAUGCGACGCUGGACGGCAGCACCAAUGGAACGGGGAACGGGGCUGGCGGGGAAUCGGAGGGUGAUGUCAUCGGGAACAUCGACCAGUUCGUGAUGCAGCCAGCACCGCAGGGAGUCCUCUACAAAUGCCGGAUCACCCGGGAUCGGAAGGGCAUGGAUCGGGGUCUCUUUCCCAUAUACUACUUGCACCUGGAACGGGACUACGGCAAGAAGAUAUUCCUGCUGGGAGGUCGCAAACGCAAGAAGAGCAAGACAUCCAAUUACAUAGUCAGCUGCGAUCCUACGGACUUGUCCCGCAAUGCCGAUGGCUUCUGCGGCAAGCUCCGCUCCAAUGUCUUUGGCACGUCCUUCACCGUCUUUGACAAUGGCAACAAGGAGAGCACGGAGAGUCCUAGACUCGACCUGGCCGUAAUCAUUUACGACACCAACAUCCUGGGAUUCAAGGGACCUCGCAACAUGACUGUUAUACUGCCGGGCAUGACUGAGGACGAUCAGCGUGUCAAGAUCAGUUCAGCGGAUCCCAAACAGCAGGGCAUUCUCGACCUAUGGAAGAUGAAGAACAUGGAUAAUAUUGUAGAGCUGCAUAAUAAGACGCCGGUGUGGAACGACGAAACCCAGUCGUAUGUGCUCAACUUUCAUGGACGCGUCACCCAGGCGUCGGUGAAGAACUUUCAGCUGGUCCACGACUCCGAUCCCGAGUAUAUAGUGAUGCAAUUCGGUCGCACCUCGGAGGACGUCUUCACCAUGGACUAUCGCUAUCCACUGUGCGCCAUGCAGGCCUUUGCCAUAGCCCUCAGCAGUUUCGAUGGCAAAAUAGCCUGCGAGUGAGCUGGCUAGGAUCCUCGGGUUGGCCCGCUGCCUUAUGUACAGCUAUAUUUCUGGAGAUCGGCUACAUUUCAUGCCAGAUCAUUGUUGCAAAUAGUAUCGAAAAUCUAGUCACUCGAAGAAGCCCGUCAUCAAUUUAUGUCGGGAUCGAUAGAACAUCGUUGAUAUAAGAUAUGUAGUAUAUACCAUUAUAUGUCAUUUAUUCAGAAUGUGCUCACCGAUUUUAUAGGAAAUUAUUUAGGACAAGUCCUAUAACUUUGUAAAUCUUAUUGUGCCCCCUAGCUUAGCAUAAGUUUACUUGUAAGCGAACAGAGGUAAAUAUCAUUUAAGGUAAAUAUCAAUUUUAUAAUCAGCAUAUAGCAGCAAAUCAUUGACGAAUGUAAACUAUUAAAAAUGCGGAUACUAUUAGUCUGUAAAAGAUAACUACUUACAUGUGCUAGGCUCUAAAUACACUUAAGCUGCUAUAAAUCAAA
Messenger RNA from Drosophila suzukii, 2300 nucleotides. It is a transcript of the gene ktub, whose product is annotated as Tub domain-containing protein ktub. NCBI's taxonomy places the organism in Eukaryota, Metazoa, Arthropoda, Insecta, Diptera, Drosophilidae. The record is from RefSeq and is a predicted model, not a curated record. Gene Ontology annotation, biological process: protein localization to cilium. Gene Ontology annotation, cellular component: cilium.